Messenger RNA from Pyrenophora tritici-repentis Pt-1C-BFP, 1209 nucleotides. Its product is annotated as GlpF, Glycerol uptake facilitator and related permease (Major Intrinsic Protein Family). Gene Ontology annotation, molecular function: water channel activity. Gene Ontology annotation, cellular component: plasma membrane. The record is from RefSeq and is a predicted model, not a curated record. Gene Ontology annotation, biological process: water transport; transmembrane transport. NCBI's taxonomy places the organism in Eukaryota, Fungi, Ascomycota, Dothideomycetes, Pleosporales, Pleosporaceae.
AUGGAUCCUGGAUCACCUGCUGCGGCAGCAACUAGGCAAUCAAACAACAACCUUGGAAUCACACCCAUGCGCCCUCAACGUCAAUCCAAUGCUGUACCUUUCAGCCCAGGACAGCAGCGCAUGGCUUAUGUAGAGGAUUACUCGGAUGAAGAUGAGCAGGAACGAGUGAUUUACCGUCGUCGCUCCAACCGACCUCACCAGAAACCUCCCGCCUCGUACAACAACUACGCUGAACAAAAUUCGAGAUACGGACCACUACCCAGGAACAGUGUUGAUCAAAGUGUGCACCCAGGAUACAGUUCUCCGCCCAGCAAACCUAAUUACGAAAUGUACUAUCCGAAUUACGACGACUAUGGGCGACGUGUCAUUUACACGGGAGGCGCUGGAGGUGGUAGACCACCACCACCACCUCACAGGCCGGAGAGUGUGAUGAGGCUACCCUGGGCCAUCUGGAUGGGAAGUAAUGCCAAGAACCACUUUGUAGCUUUCGUUGGCGAAUUUGUAGGAACAACAAUGUUUCUGUUCUUCGCCUUCUCAGGCACCCAAGUCGCAAACAUUGGGUCCAGUGCAGCGUCAUCGGAAAACACAACCACUGGUCAGGCUUCGGGCUUCUCGCCAAUUGUUCUGCUGUACAUUGCCAUUGUCUUUGCGUUUUCCCUCAUGGUCAACGUCUGGGUUUUCUUUCGUAUCUCUGGUGGCUUGUUCAACCCUGCUGUCACGUUUGCCAUGUUGCUCUGCCGUGCGCUGAGCCCGAUCCGCGCCUUUUUGUUGCUAGCAGCACAGAUUCUGGGUAGUAUCUUCGCAAGCUGGCUGGUGUCAAUACUAUUCCCGACGGAUUUCAACGUACGAACUACGCUGGGAAGCGGCACGAGUUUGGUACAAGGAGUCUUCAUCGAAGCCAUCUUAACAGCCGAACUGGUCUUUACCAUUUUCAUGCUUGCAAAGGAGAAACACAAAGCAACCUUCAUCGCGCCCGUCGGCAUCGGCCUCGCCCUCUUCAUCGCCGAACUCGUAGGCGUCUACUACACAGGCGGCAGUCUCAACCCCGCGCGCUCCUUCGGGCCCUGCGUCAUAACCGGCGUCUUCGACGUCGAGCACUGGAUCUACUGGAUCGGGCCCGGCAUGGGCGCCAUCAUCGCAGUCGUCUUCUACAGAUCAUCAAGGUGCUCGAGUACGAAGUCGCUAACCCGGGCCAGACGACGACGAUAA